CUUAGCAACAGUGAAGUCCUAUUAAUCUGUUUCUGAUGUCCUGCCUCCCUCCCAAUUGCAAUUCGCAAUACCAGCACAACAGCAUCACCUCCCGCUCCCGGCUACCACCACGGCAGAGACCAUGUCCAAGCUCGAGGUGGACGAUGAGGACGGCGGCGGCAGAAAUGGCCAAGGACCCGUCUUCACCGCGGCGGCGGCCAAGCGCCUCCACAAGUCGCCAGCCCCGGAGCCCACCUCCGUGCUCUACAACCGCAGCCCCAGCCCGCCCACCUCCUCCUCCAUCGGCGGCGCCUCCGCCUCCUCCGCGCCCGAGCUGCCACCCAUCAGCGCCGAGGACUGGGAGGCCGUCCUCUCCGGUGACAUGACCGUGCCACCAGCCGCGCGGUCUCAGGACGGCUCCUUGCUCCGCUGGAUCAUGGACGCCGACGACGAAGGCGACGCAUUCGGACUCAAAGGCCCCGCCUUUGACCCCUUCCUGCCUCCGCCACCGUGCCAAGUAGAAGAACCCGUCCUCGAGGCGUUCUUGCUGCCGCAGCUUCCGGCGCAGCCGCUCCCCGCUGCCAAGGAUCUCGUGCCUCAGGCGGCGGUGGACGAGCUCCUCGAGGCGGCACGCCACGCUGACGCCGGGGACUCCACUGGCGCGCGCGGGAUAUUGACGCGGCUCAAUCACCGGCUUCCCUCGCUGCCGCCGCCGGGGCACCCUCCGCUUCUCCGCGCCGCUGCUCACCUCCGGGACGCGCUCCUGCGCCUCCUCCUCACGCCCGCCGCCCUCCCGCCCGGCUCCGUCUCAUCGCCGCUCGACGUCGCGCUGAAGCUCGCGGCGCACAAGGCCCUGGCGGACGCGUCCCCGACCGUCCUGUUCGCCAACUUCACGUCCACGCAGGCGCUCCUUGACGCGCUCGGGGGCGCGCGUCACGUCCACGUGGUCGACUUCGACGUCGGCUUUGGCGGCCACUGGCCGCCGCUCAUGCAGGAGCUCGCGCACCAGUGGCGCCGAGCCUCCGCGCCGCUUCCUCCGACGACCAUGAAGGUGACGGCGUUGGUCUCGCCGGGGUCAACGUACCCCCUCGAGCUCCACCUCACCCACGAGAGCUUGACCCGCUUCGCCGCCGAGCUCGGCAUAGCGUUCGAGUUCAACGCCGUCGUGUUCGACCCCUUCGACCCGUCCCCGCCCAUGGGAUUGUCCGCUGCGCCCGGCGAGGCCGUUGCCGUUCACCUCCCGAUCGGCUCCGGAACCUUCUCGCCGGCGCCGGCGACGCUCCGUGUCGUGAAGCAGCUCCGUCCCGCCAUCGUCCUUUGCGUCGACCACGGAUGCCACCGCGGCGACCUGCCGCUCUCGCAUCACGCCCUCAACGUCGUGCGCUCUAGCGUAGCGUUCCUUGAGUCUCUGGACGCAGGCGGCGCGUCACCGGACGCGAUGGCAAAGAUCGAGCAGUUCGUCCUGCGUCCCAGGGUCGAGCGCCUGUUGCUCGGCGACAAGCUGCCUCCAUGGCGGCCCAUGUUUGCGUCCGCCGGGUUCGCGAUGGUGCAGCUCAGCAAUGCGGCGGAGGCACAGGCCGAAUGCCUCCUCAGGCGCACGCCCACUCCGGGCUUCCACGUCGAGAAGCGCCAGGCGGCGCUUGUACUGCAGUGGCAACGGUCGGAGCUUGUGACGGUGUCGGCGUGGCGUUGCUGAAGGUGAUUCCGGCAUUGGUACAGUUGUAGUAGAUUCAUCUUGCCAAAGAUUGUGUAUUUUCAUGUAGUAAUAGUUUCCUAGUUGUCUUGCCAAAGAGGACUGGCCAAUUGGGUGAAUGGAAUUAUUGCCUGGGGUCGGGUGAAUUCUUGUUCCGAUGUUCCUCCAAAAAAAUUGCUCCAAGGCAAGGCUGUAAAAUUAGUAAUGUGGUAGGAACAAUGGAAAAAUGGGAAUGCUGAACAAUAUUAAGCCCCAAGAUUACGAGUUCAUUGUUCAUAUUUGAAAUUCUGUGUGCGUAUGCAAGCGUGUAUAUAUAUUUGAGACCAGAAAUAAUGUUUUUUUUUCCUUCCCUUUUUGUUCUUCUAGGCCAU
Messenger RNA from Phragmites australis (common reed), 2043 nucleotides. RefSeq names its product scarecrow-like protein 6. Gene Ontology annotation, cellular component: nucleus. The record is from RefSeq and is a predicted model, not a curated record. Lineage: Eukaryota; Viridiplantae; Streptophyta; Magnoliopsida; Poales; Poaceae. The coding region runs from base 122 to 1675 and encodes 517 amino acids. Gene Ontology annotation, molecular function: sequence-specific DNA binding; DNA-binding transcription factor activity. Gene Ontology annotation, biological process: regulation of DNA-templated transcription. The transcript has a single exon.